Paramuricea clavata is the source of this 4471-nucleotide messenger RNA. The record is from the annotation of a GenBank genome assembly. NCBI's taxonomy places the organism in Eukaryota, Metazoa, Cnidaria, Anthozoa, Malacalcyonacea, Plexauridae.
AUGGCGGAAAUAGAUGAUUUUUCAGAGGUUUGCUUCGGCUUUUCUUUUUCCAUGUGUUCAACCAAAUAUAUGUUACAGUUAAUGUAUGGAUAAACUAUAAAUAUGAUUUUGUUUUAGGUUCGAAAUUUGCUUAGAAUUCUUCAAAAUCCGUUUGUGAAGCAGGUAAGAAUAACGCUCGACACAAUAAUAAUAGUAUUACUUAUAAUUUGAGAAAUUAUCAAGAAAGAAAUGAGCAAGGUAUUAAAUUAUCCGAUACGAGGUCCAUGUCAGUAUCUUGCGAAACCGAAAAAUUCACAAAAACCUCUUAGCUCUGACCGAGGCUUACAGUGAAAUAAUCCUAUUUUUUCUGGUCUGCAAAUCCAUAACCGUUACGUAAAUGGACUCUUGUCAUUCGUUGUUGAGAAAUUAUACGUAUUACACACUACGCAGACCUCUCCCAUUUCGCGCUAAAACAAUUCGAGGAGUGAAGACUCGAGAAACUAUAAAAAAACGUACCCUGUCGACAGUAAAGAUCGUAAAAUAAACUGAAUUGACUUCAUUAGACUUUGUGUUAUACCCAAAAUGUUACAGUACUUUUCUCCGACCAAAACAAUCUCAACGAAAAGUUGCGUGGUCUUCCAUGGCUGACAGAGGCAGGAAAAUGCUAUUCUUGGGUUUCAAUCACGUUUUUCAGCCUGUAGAAUUUAGGAUUAUUGACGUAAAUUGAUUCGUAAGCCAAAGCGAUCUUACCUGCGUAAUUUUGUUAAUUUGCCCCCAAAGUAAUUUAAACUAUACAACUUAUAGUAAAAUUCGAAUUCUUGAACUACUAACCAAGUACGUGUUACACGCGACUCUUUAUUACAUAACGCGCACGAAUUUCGAGAACAUCGAGAAAACAGUCCUACAUGUUUACUUUUUGAAAUGCAACAUGCAACCCAUUCUCGAACAUAAAAAUCUUAAAAGAUACCUCAAACGUUAGUUUAAACAUGGUUUCUGCACAGGUUGAAUUCGGUCAAAUAUUUUUUAUAAAUGUCGUGAUAAUAAAAUUUUUUUAGCAAGUAAAAUUUGUGGCUGCGUGUCACAAUUAGAUAUUUUGUGAAACGAUCAGGAAAAUCAGUUUACCUUCGUUGUUGUCUUGUUGCAUAGUAGACAACCAUCUUUUGGGUCAAACCCAAAUGGUUUUGACAGAGCUUUGGACUAAAGUAACAAACACAACUGAUCUCAAGUCCACCUUUUAUAGUUAACAAUUUUCCGAACACCACACUGGAAAGAAAUAUUGAAUUUAAUACUAUGGAAAUUGCGAUUGCAUCACUAAAUCCAUGGUUUAGCUAAUAUGAAAAUUGCAAUUAGUAUGAAAAUUGGAUUUCCAUACUAUUUUCAACCAAGAUCCAUACGAUUUCCAUAGCAUUAGGAUUUUAAUUUGAAAAAAUUACAGUGCCACUCCUUAUAGAAUAAAUUUAGUCUUAUUUCAAUGCUUGUUCUUUUUUUUCUUUUGAACAAGGGGUCAUAUAUUUGUGUCUGAAAUACAAGUGAUAACGUGAACAAUGUAACAAUGUGAUUUCAUUGUCACGUGUGCAUAACUUCUUGAAUUUUCUUCUUAAAUUUUAAUACUGUUUUUGCCACACAAAAAAAAGAAUGAUUUUAAAACAUUUUAAAAGAUAUUCGUUUGUUUUAUUCAUCUCAUACUCCGGAAUCCUCUCCAAAAGCAAUCAUAAAACACUGACGUUACGUCUGUUGUCGGUGCACAGAUGCCAUCGAAACGCACCAUAAUGUGAUGUGAACAGACUUAGCAACUAAUUGCAAGUUUAACCGCUGUUUAACCUGAACUGUAAUGUACGAAAAGUUAGUAAAUUAACUAUUUGUAGUCGCAGAGUACUAUAGUUUCUUAGUUUUGAUGAAAAUUGCCAAAAUGCUUCAAUUUUUGGGUUAUUGUUUUUUUGCAAAAAAAAGCUGGUAUUGAUUUGGUAUAUUGCUUCUCAAAUUUUUGAUUCUCCAAUUGAUCAAAUUUCACGCCUGAAAAAAAUACUAUUAUUAUAUAUAUUAUAAUAUUUAUAUUUAUUAUAAUAUUAUUUCUAUACCUUGAAUUGAAAUGCCUAAUAUCUCAAGCAUAACCUAUCGAUGCAAAAUUGGUUUUCUGGAGCCGAUUAGUUACAGUUGGAUUAGCGUUAACCCUCGGUUAGAAUUUAACCUGCUGUUUUAGUUUGCGUAUUUCUGCACGUCUGUUUAUCGCAAAACUUCAUAGAAGGAAACUGCUAUUGAUCCAGACAAGAUUUCUAAAGAAAUAUUUACAAAUUUAUAAACGAGCUGUUGGGAAGUUUGCUUUGAAUUUUAGGAUAACCUAGGAUUAAGUUAAUCCGGGUUUGAACAACUGCCCUCGAACUGCCCCCUGCGUGAUCAAUAAAUGAAAAGACAUGUCGACAAAGCAACAUGAAAAGAGGGCUGUAUUAGCAUAUAUUGUACAUAACUAGGGAAAGUAGUCUACUGUUGAAACGUCGAAUGAAUAAGCUUUAAAGAGUCCUGGUCACCCACAAUGCAAUGCAUACUACUGUUACUAAAACUCUGUGGUGAUGUUGCUCUAAACCCUGGCCCUGUUCAACUAAAUUUGCAAUCACCAAUAUCUAAAGGUUUAAAGAUCUGCCACUGGAACAUACAACGGCUUACAACAACCAAACAAGACGAAAUAAAGAUUAGCCUCACGGAAAAUUCGAACAAUUCUAACAAGAUCGAUAUUCUGUUUUUAUCGGAGACAUUCUGCACGAACAAGACUCCUGACUACCUAUACGCUAUCACGGACUAUAAAUUAUUUCGUAAGGACAGAAUAGGUAAGCUCGGCGGAGGGGUUAUGGCGUUUGUACAUAAAGAUCUGGAAGUUGAACGGCGAAUCGAUAUGGAGGACGAUGACUUAGAGGCACUGUGGCUAGAAGUUAACCCGCACAAAUCUAAUAGAUCAUUGUUCGUUGCUGGGGUAUAUCGUCCGCCAUCAUCGAAUGUAGAUAUGGACAAGAAACUUGGUAGAAAUAUUGAGAAUGCGAAACUGCGUAAUAAAGAGCUUAUUAUCAUGGGGGAUCUUAACGUUGACUAUAUGACACCUGAAAAGUUUUGUAAACAAAAACUAAUGAAGAGCUUGUUGAAUCUUAAUCUGUCCCAGUUGGUAAAUCAAAUCACAAGACCUAUGUCGCAAUCAUGUCUGGAUCAUAUAUGGUGCAGUCACCCAGAACGAAUCAGACAGGUAGAAGUGUUGUCAUCAGGUAUGUCUGAUCAUUUACCUAUAGUUGCUGUAAGAAUAUACAAAAAAUUGAAAGACAACAAAGGUGAGCAUCAUAACAUUACGUAUAGGGACUUAUGGAAUCUGAAUGAACAAGCUUUUUGUGAGUCUUUGUCUUCCGCUCCAUGGGAUUGUGCAUUCACUUUUGAUGACCCCGAUGAUAUUGUUUAUGCAUGGUAUAAUAUUUUUAACAGUAUUGUUGAUCAACACGCACCAUUGAGACAAAAACGAGUUAAAAGAAAGUCUCAACCUGAUUGGGUUAGCAAAAUUCUUGAAGAUGUGCUAAAGAAAAGAGACAAGCUACUCUACAGAGCUAGACAAUCACAAUCUGAUUCCGACUGGUCAGCUUUUAGAAAGGCGAAAAAUAAAGCCACUAAUUUGUUACGAAAAACUAAACAAACGUAUUUUAAGAAUAAAGUGGCCGAAAAUAGAAACGAUCCUAGAAAAUUAUGGCGUCUAAUUCGCGAACUCGACGGCGUGAAUGUCAAGGAAAAUUUUACAUGGCGUUUGAAUGACGGUGACAAGUUAGUAUCGGACAAGUAUCAAAUUGUUGAGAUGUUUAACUCAUACUUUAUCGAACUACCGAAAUCAAUUUUCACUGAAUUAAUUAAUAUAACUGGAGACUAUAUUUCCCCAGAGAAACGAGUUCACUCGCAGCUCGAAAUCCCCCACAUCACACCUGAGCAAGUGAAUGAUUUUCUGGAUCAAAUUCCUGUAAAUAAAUCUACCGGCCCAGAUGGUGUAGGUAUACGGCUUCUCAAGUUAGCUGCCCCUGUAAUUUCAGAAUCGCUCAGCAGAAUAAUUAAUUCCUGUAUAAUAACUGGAAAAUUUCCAACAAAGUGGAAAGAGGCGAGCGUUACACCUAUCUACAAGGGUAAAGGUUGUAAAAGUGAAGCCUCAAAUUACAGGCCCAUAUCAGUGUUGUCCGUCUUGUCUAAGGUGUUUGAAAAGCACAUUGCGUCAUCAUUGCGUGCUCACUUGAAGGAGAACGCCUUGUUGUAUGGAUUACAAUCCGGCUUCCGGAAGUCAUUUUCCACUGAAACCGCAUUAAUAAGGCUUUUGGAUCAGUUGCUUUUCAACCUUGAUGAAAACUGUGUUAGCGGUCUGGUCCUCGUUGAUUAUAAAAAAGCAUUUGAUUUAAUAGACCAUAACAUCUUGAUUAAAAAGCUUUUUUUCAUAUGGAGUACAUGGCCAGUCGCUGGAAUUGUUCAAAAGUUAUCUUUCUGA